This is a messenger RNA of Bombina bombina (fire-bellied toad), 3971 nucleotides long. RefSeq names its product OCA2 melanosomal transmembrane protein (gene OCA2). The record is from RefSeq and is a predicted model, not a curated record. Gene Ontology annotation, biological process: melanin biosynthetic process; transmembrane transport; melanocyte differentiation. Bases 344 to 2899 code for a protein of 851 amino acids. NCBI's taxonomy places the organism in Eukaryota, Metazoa, Chordata, Amphibia, Anura, Bombinatoridae. The transcript has 24 exons. Gene Ontology annotation, cellular component: melanosome membrane.
CAGCAUACCUCACAUUGCAGUCUCGUGUUAAACUUUACAUAAGAGUAAAAUGUGAUGGUCACUCUUCCUAGCUGCAGGGAUGCCGGUGGUUCAGCGCUGAUCCUAAUUAUUCAGUGACCUAUUCACUUUACCAAAUCAAAGCUUCAUUCAGGAAACAAAGCCAGCCUGCUGGAUACAAAGCAGAGAGCAACUGGUUUCUUUUUCUCUCUUCAGUUUUUGGCAACUUUCAAACGACUUGCCGCCUGUACCACUGGAAAAGACCAAUACUGACCACCCACAAUCUACUGACCAUCUAUAAUCUGCACAGGAAAAAAAACUUCAAACAUUGAUCCUACGCCAUAAAAUGUACCUUGAAAAUAAUAAUGAAGUACCACUUGUUAGAAAAUGUGAAGUUGACGUAACUCAGACAUCUGCACCACUUCAUGGUGGCUUGAAUGGACGUGUGGGCACGGAAUCUGUGACCAAUGAAUUUGAUGAGCUAUUACUCUUGGAUGGAUUUCAUAGAGUGGCUGAAAAUCAGGAGUGGGAAAAACCUUAUCAAAAUGGAAUAAUGGCACAGGAUUGUUGUGUAGCUUAUGGAGAAGAUUUAAACCCAAUGACUGGGCAGGGGAGAUACACUUUCAAUUUUCCAAAGCUUUUCAGUCCAGUUAAAGAGGGUACUUUAACAGAGACCACUCCGUUGUUACAAUUUUCAUCUGAAAGCAAAAGGUUGCAGUACAUAAGCCUUGAAAAACCAGAUUUCACAAUUGGUGGAGAAUCAUGGGAGAAUAGCUCAUCUGAAUUUGAACAAAGAUAUCGGCUUGGGAGUGAAGUUGGUACCUUGUCAAGAUCAAUGUCUUCGGAAAAAUACGAAGUCCUGGACAGUCUUCAUGACAAGUUCAAAUUUUCAAGACUUAGGUGCUUCUUAAAGAACCUGAAGAUUGCAGUGCUGUUCAUCAUUACAGUUGUCUGUUCUAUUUUAUUCAGCACCUAUUCUGACAAAAGCAAUCCUUGGGAGAUGCUGGCCCUGUCCUCUUUGGAGAGCUAUUCUAUGAACCUUACAGAUUUCCGUGACUCUGCCCUUUUAAAACUUGAUGUUGAUGGGCCAUUUUCAGGUGAAGUGCUUGAUCAAAGAACUCAGGAAUAUGUUGUUGUACAAAUUAUACAAAUUGACGAUCCUCUCUCAAGAAGGCGAAGUCCUGAACAGGUAAUUUACAACUGGACUUUGAAUUUGGGCUCACGAAGAAAGGAACCCAUUAGAAAAACUAGAGUUUUUAAUAUACUGAACAGUGAUACAAUUUCAAUAAAUAUGCAAGCAUUUCUACAGAAUACCCAACUCGUUCCACUGUCUUUAAAUUAUCAGUACCUUAGUGCCAACAUAGAGACUCAAGUUACUAUUGCAGCAGUGAUCCUCGCAGGUGUUUAUGUGCUUAUCAUAUUUGAGAUUGUGCACAGGACCUUGGCAGCAAUGUUGGGUGCCUUAGUAGCAUUGGCAGCUCUGGCCGUUGUUGGAGAUAGACCGAGUCUGGUAAAAGUCGUGGAGUGGAUUGAUUAUGAAACAUUAGCACUUUUGUUUGGAAUGAUGAUUUUGGUGGCAAUAUUUUCAGAUACUGGAUUCUUUGAUUACUGUGCUGUAAAGGCAUACCAACUUUCUCGAGGCAGAGUCUGGCCAAUGAUAAUAAUUCUUUGUCUCUUUGCUGCAUUCCUGUCUGCAUUUUUAGACAAUGUAACCACAAUGCUGCUCUUCACCCCAGUCACCAUAAGACUGUGUGAGGUUCUUAAUCUAGACCCAAGGCAGGUCCUGAUUGCAGAGGUUAUCUUCACAAACAUUGGGGGAGCAGCAACAGCUGUCGGGGAUCCACCAAACGUGAUCAUUGUUUCCAAUCAGGAAAUGAGGAAAGUGGGAUUGGACUUUGCAGGAUUUACAGGACACAUGUCCUUUGGAAUUUGUCUGGUUCUCUUAGUAUCUUUUCCUUUUUUCCGAAUUCUUUAUUGGAACAAAAAACUUUACAACAAGGAACCCAGUGAAAUCGUAGAACUGAAACAUGAAAUUCAUGUUUGGAGACUGACCGCACAAAGAAUUAAUCCUGCCAGUCGGGAGGAAACUGCAGUGAAAUGUCUUUUAAUGCAAAAAGUUUUGACUUUGGAGAGCUUACUAAGGAAAAAACUAAGAACUUUUCAGAGACAAAUCUCACAAGAAGAUAAGAACUGGGAAAACAAUAUUCAGGAACUCCAAAAAAAGCAUCGGAUAACUGAUAAAUGUCUUCUUAUCAAAUGCUUGUCUGUGUUGGGAUUUGUCAUCUUUAUGUUUUUUCUCAACUCCUUUGUUACUGAAAUCCACCUGGACCUUGGUUGGAUUGCAAUAUUGGGUUCAUUGUGGCUCUUGAUUCUGGCGGACAUUCAUGAUUUUGAAAUCAUCUUGCAUCGCGUAGAAUGGGCCACUCUUCUUUUCUUUGCAGCAUUGUUUGUUCUAAUGGAGGCCUUGGCUAGUCUGCACUUAAUAGACUAUAUUGGGGAGCAAACUGCAGUUCUGAUAAAGUCCGUUCCAGAAGAUGAACGUCUUGCAAUUGCAAUUAUAUUGGUUGUAUGGGUAUCAGCCUUAGCAUCAUCUCUGAUUGACAAUAUUCCUUUCACUGCUACAAUGAUUCCAGUUCUCAUAAAUUUAAGUCAAGAUGCUGAUGUCAAUUUACCAUUGAAACCACUUAUUUUUGCCCUGGCGGUUGGAGCUUGUUUUGGCGGUAAUGGAACAUUGAUUGGGGCCUCAGCCAAUGUUGUUUGUGCUGGCAUUGCAGAGCAGCAUGGGUAUGGAUUUUCCUUCAUGGAAUUCUUUAGGUUGGGUUUCCCAAUGAUGAUCGUUACUACUACAAUUGGCAUGAGUUAUUUACUGAUUUCACACGUCGUUUUGGAGUGGAAUGCUUAACCCACAUACACGGAACAUUUAUAAAGCAAGAAUUCCAAAAGAUGAAUUCAGUUAGAAUGAAGUUAUUAUGCAUUGGUGUAAAAUGUUUGUCACCUAGGAAUACAUUAGAAUGUUCAAUUACCUAAAAGGUAAUGACUACCACAAAAGGUUUUUGUAUAAAGGUGCAAACACAAUGAUCAAUUUGAAAGUAAUUGGUUAAUAUUAGUCAGCGGAGAUAUCUUAAAUGUCUGAGGAAAAACAAAACUGUUGUCUUAAGAUGUAUUUUUCUUAUUUGGUACAAAACUAAUUUAACAAAUGGAGCAUGUAACAUGCAUGUCUUUAGCCUAAUUUCUUAGCGUAUUUGUGGAUGACCCGUUGACUAUUUGCGUAUAAAAUAAAGUUCCUAUACUCUGUACUCUUAAUUAAAUGUUCUAAAUGUGCAGAGAUAAUGUUAAUGUUACUGUAUUUUUGUAACUUUAGUUUCUAGAACACUCGCAUACACAUGCAUACAGUCGCAUUAAAAGGAAAUUAAACCCAAAGCAUUUCUUCCAUGAUUCAGAGAGAGCAUACAUUUUUAAACAACUUUCUAAUUGUCUUCUAUUAUCUAAUUUGCUUCAUUCCUUUGAUAUUCUUUGCUGAAAAGCAAAUCUAGAUAUGCUCAGUAGCUGCUGAUUGGUAGCUCCACAUAGAUGCCUCGUGUGAUUGGCUCACCAAUGUCUAUUUCUAUUUAUUCAACAAACGAUAUCUAAAGAAUGAUGCAAAUUAGAUAAUAGAAGUUAAUGUAAAUGUUGUUUAAAAUUGUAUUCUCUACCUGAAUAAUAAAAUCAUUUUUUGGGGUUUAAUGUCCCUUUAACUGCAUCUGUACAUAAAUAUUCUUUACUAAAAGAAAACCAUACAUAUUUUGGAAUAUGUACUUUGAUAUUGUGUAAGUGUUUAAUCCAUUGGCUGCUGGAAGUGAGUGCAAUGCAUUGCUGUGCAAUCAGUUGUCUCAUACUGGAAUCCAAAAGGUUAAUGCAUGUUUAACACAGGUUCAGGUUGUACAAAUAUACAUUUCAUGUAAACAAAAUAAAUUACUGAACCAACUUAAAAAAAA